This is a messenger RNA of Alligator mississippiensis (American alligator), 4330 nucleotides long. RefSeq names its product gremlin 1, DAN family BMP antagonist (gene GREM1). The record is from RefSeq and is a predicted model, not a curated record. Lineage: Eukaryota; Metazoa; Chordata; Crocodylia; Alligatoridae. Gene Ontology annotation, molecular function: receptor ligand activity; BMP binding. The coding region runs from base 156 to 710 and encodes 184 amino acids. The transcript has 2 exons. Gene Ontology annotation, biological process: animal organ morphogenesis.
GCGCUGCUGCAAUUUGGAGGCAGGAUCCGAGACUCCCUCUAUAUGGACUCGCUGGCAGCCCCAGGCUCCCAGCGCCGCGCAGCGCCCGGCCGCCCAGGCCUGUGACCGCGCCCAGCACCGCCGAGACCGGCCGGGACACGCAGGCGUCCUGCAGGAUGGGCCGAACAGUCUAUGCUGUUGGUGCUCUUCUUCUUCUGCUUGGAGUUCUGUUACCCACAGGAGAGGGAAGAAAGAGGAACCGUGGAUCUCAAGGUGCCAUCCCUCCUCCUGAUAAGGAUCAGCCCAAUGAUUCAGAGCAAACACAGACACAGCAGCAAUCAGGUUCUAGGAACCGAGAGCGGGGAAAGGGCACAUCAGUGCCAGCUGAAGAGGUGCUGGAGUCUAGUCAGGAGGCAUUACAUGUCACUGAGCGAAAAUACCUAAAGCGGGAUUGGUGUAAAACUCAACCCCUCAAACAAACUAUCCAUGAAGAAGGCUGCAACAGUCGUACCAUUAUCAACAGAUUCUGCUAUGGCCAGUGCAAUUCUUUCUACAUCCCAAGGCAUGUCCACAAAGAGGAAGGUUCUUUCCAAUCCUGUUCCUUCUGCAAGCCUAAGAAAUUCACCGCUAUGACAGUUACACUCAAUUGCCCUGAACUUCAGCCCCCUAGAAAGAAGAAAAGGAUCACACGAGUCAAAGAGUGUCGGUGCAUAUCUAUAGAUUUGGACUGACUGAGCUAAAUAUUUCACCUGUGACACUCUAGGCUUAGGCAGGCGGUGCCAGUUUAAGAGUGAGUGGCAUAACUACCGUAUCUUCUGGGGUGGACGCAACGGAAAGGAACCAUAGUGAAUCACUUAAAACAUGGUUUAGGGGAGGGAAGAAAUGGGAGUGGGGAAGGAAAGGGUUUGUGAAUGUGUGAGAGAGAGGCAAAGUAAGUGACACUAUACAAAAGAAUAUGAAUGUUUGCAUUUUAAUUGAGGUGUGAAAUACCACUAAAAACUUACAAAUCCAGAGGUUCAAUAUUACACACAUGCAUUAGGAUUCUUAGUAGCACUCACACUCUCCCUGUUCACUGGGAAAAGUGCAGCUGUGGCUUUUGCAAAUGCUUCACUGGACACUACAGUAUUUACUUUCACUACAUUAAAAGAAGUAUCACACUGGGGGAAAUAAGAUCCCAAGUAUGAGUUUAUUCCUAAAGAAAAUAAAAAUAUAAUGUUAAAAGGGGUGCAGCCUGUGGUAAAACCUGACUGAAAAUAACAGUUGUACUAAUUUUAUCUGUGUCUUUUGUUAAGGAAAAAAAAAGUGGUUUUGACAGAAUGAGGGGGUAAGUAGGCCAGAAAAUGACAUAGACAGUGAGAAAACACAGUUACAGAGAGCUAGAAAGGACCAGGCUAAGAAUUAGUAGGUGCAAGGAAAAAAAGUAGAAGAGAAAGGAAAGUGACAGAACUUAAGAGAAAGAUGAAGGGGAAAGAAGAAACAUUUUUCUUCUGCUACUUCUUGCUUUAAUUUAUAGGUAUUUCCAUGUGUAUAUAUAAAAUAAAGAGAAAUUAUAAAUACGGCUGUAAAACACUUCUGAAUGCCAAUGACAUUCCAAAUCAAUCCUGAUCUAUUCUUAUGUCUCUAGACUCUCUUGAUUUAUUUAUGGUCUUGUAAUUCAGAUAACAGUUCUUUAUAUAUAUAUUUAUGUAUGUGUCUGUAAUUUGCUAGUAAUAUACAUCUCUCUCUCUCUCAAAAGUAUCUAGUUAUACACGUGGGUAUUUACACAUGUACACACACUGAGGGCUUCUAUUGUGUGUAUCUGCACUCUCACACAGAGAAAAUGUACAUAUCACAAAAAUCGCAGUAGACGGCACCAGGUACAAAAUGGCAGUAAUUUAGCACAUAAAGAGCAAAGCAAAAAUUAAAACAAGCAUCAUGUGACUGCAAAUGCAAUAACCACACAAGAGACAAAAGAAAUGACAUCCAUGACUAGUAAACAUUGCAUUGUUAUUGUUAUUUUAGCUCUGCCACAGGCAUGGAGUUUGUUGAAAAAGAGCUGCAGAGCCUUGCCAGCAGUAAUCCUCUUUUUAUAUCCUUUACCACAGACUUGCAUUUAAACAGGAUUUGGACUAAGUAAAGAGAAUUUCCUGACAAUUAAGGGCUAAAUGCUCCCCUCCUGUGGAAAAAGCCAUAAGGAUGGACCCAGUAACUCUUAAAACUCCACGUGUUCUACCUGUAGAGGUUAUCACUGCUUUUUUUCCCUUGGGGAAGAAGUUUAGGACAGGUCAGGGAACAUAGAACCCAACUCUGCAGUGGGUGCCUGGGGCAGUUGCUACAGCCAGGGGCAGCAGCAAUUUCUGGUUCCCACAAUAUGAGCAUGUGGCAGCUGUUUUGUUUCUGCACUUUCCACAACCAGUUGAUGCCUGGGGCAGCUACCUGGGUUGCCCUGCCGUAGCUGCACCACUGCCCUCAGGAGUUCAAAAAUGUCUUGCAAUAUUAUCCACACUGCUCCCAGGGCAGUUGUAGAGGUAGAUAGUUCCUUUGCACUGCUGCUUUAACUCCUGGCUCGUUCUGGAGCACUCACUUGUGUUGGUUUUGCAGGUGUGGAAGACAGCAUACCAAACUACAUGCCUGCCUCUUGGCUUUUGGAUGGAAAACAAAGCGCAUACCUCAGUUCUGAUCUAACAUCAAUUAAAGGUCAAUUUCUGCUCCCUCUGACUUCAUUGGAUCAGGAUUAGGCCCUAAAAUAGGAUUAAUUUCAGUAUCAGUGGGCGUGUCUACACAUUCUUUAAUGCGCUUUUGCUAAUGAGCGUUAAAUUUAGUACCUCCAGUGUGAGGUACUAGAAAAAGGCACAUUAGCCUAUUUUAAUGCACAUUAGCAAAAGCACACCGUUUUUGUGGUACUUUAACAUGCAUUAAGAUGUGCUAUAAUGUGCAUUAGCCUAUGUGUACAUGCAUCCAGUCCCUUCAUUUAGAUCUUGCUGGUACAUCACUAGUAUGAGCAAGAAGUUAAACACAAGAGGUUUCUAUAGUAGGACAUUGAUUACUCUUAGGAUACAGUCUGUGAUUUAGCUGUCUUUCCUCUUAGAAUCGUAGAAAAUGUACACUUGGGUCACAAUUGGCCAAUAUGUGUAUAACUAACUGCUUCUUCAUUCCUAGUGCCUCAUAACAGAGGAGAGUCUGAGACCUAAUGUCACACUGAUCCACAGUCCAAUGACCCCAAAUGUAUUUCUAUCUGAACCUUAACAAAGACAAUUCUGUUAUUAAUAUUGAUAUUUUUAUCCAAAAGGGAAAAUGCAUAGUGGCAUAUCAUACCAUGUGCAGUCUUUUUAUGUAAAAGCCACAGCUGUUACACAAUGGAUCAUGCAAUUAUUGGUCAUACAUAUCCUACAUUUCUUCAUUCAAUAGAUUUUUACUGUAAGAUCCACAACAAGGUCUCCGUCUGUAACAGUAAGAGAUUGCAAUUCAUUGAUUCAAAUUAUUGAAAUAUACAAAUUGCAUCUGGCAUCCUCCUACUUAGAAGUUCUGACACAUUUCUUCAUGGAUUUUAAAAACUAAAAUCUGGAAUUACAGAAGGUGAAUUUCCACUGUGUGGAAUGUGAAUAGUUAAACAGAAAGUUAUGGAUAUUUAAUGUUAUUAUUAAUACAAAGCCUUUUUCAUUGAUAUUAUAAGGGGGUUGUUUUCCUUUAAAUGAGUUUUUCUGAGUUGGUUUUAUAGGAGAAAAAGAAAAGCCAAUCUGAAACCUUGCUGAAGUUUUAUACAAGUUUUUGUUUCUGUUCAGUGAACAGACAUUCAGCUAAGUGUGAAAUCCUGGCCUACAAUGAAGUCAAUGACAUGAGUCCUGUUGACCUCUAUAAAGCCAAGAUUUUACCACAAGCUGUUCAGUCCCUACAAUCUGUGGAAAGUGAACAGAUAUUUUGGGCUCUUUUACUUAACAUUUUUGUAGAGGUUAACACUUUUUGCAGCAAAAUUUGUCAAGAAUUUAAAAUGUACAUAAUGGAACAGUGAGUUAUCUAUGCUUAAAUCACAAAGGAACCCCCCGUAGACAAGAAAGAAAAAUGUAAAUUUUAUACAAAGAACUUUUAUGAAUUGCUAGUUAUUGAUUGAAAGUCAAAAGUUCUGCUGACUUAUAAUUAUACCAAAUAUUUAAUAUCAGCCACAAUAUGUAUUUAAAUACCUGCUUUACUCCAAAAACAAUGGACUAUAUAACCUAAGGCUGCAGUAUUUUCAUGCUCUAUAUCACAAAGCAAAACUUAGUUUAAAAAUAAAGUUCUAAUUACUUUGUAACUGAACAGAAUUGAAGGGUUUUUUUUCUUCCCAGUAUUUUGUAUGUCAUUUUAACUACUAGUAACAAAUAAAACAUCUUCUCCA